UUUAUUUAUUUGUUUUUUCCACGAUAUAAAUAAGGGAUAGAGGUUUAGUAACGGCAUCAGAUUCGUUAAUGAGGAGCUCGGGGGAUAAGAAAAUGAUUUCACUCUGGUUUAUUCCAUUUCUUCUUCUCUCGUUAUUUGAUCAGGCAAUUGGGAGACCAUUCUAUGAACUUCCAAGUAAAUUACAGAACAAGCAUAAAGAACCCCUGCAGUCAUUUCGUCCAUACAAUAUUGCUCAUCGAGGAUCAAAUGGUGAAAUUCCUGAAGAAACAGUGGAUGCUUAUAUGAGAGCUAUUGAAGAAGGUGCUGACUUUAUAGAAACUGAUAUCCUUGCUACUAAGGAUGGUGCACUGAUUUGUUUUCAUGAUGUAAAUCUUGAUGAUAUCACUGAUAUUGCUGAUCAUAAGGAGUUUGCCAGUCGCAAAACUACAUAUGAGGUUCAAGGUGAAAAUAUGACUGGUUGGUUCGUAGUGGACUUCAUACUUGAUGAACUUAAAUCAUUGAGGCUGAAACAGCGUUUUCCAUUUCGAGAUCAACAAUACAAUGGGAAAUUUUCAAUUAUCACAUUUGAGGAGUUUAUUGCAAUUGCUCUAGAUGCAAACAGGAUUGUGGGUAUAUAUCCAGAAAUCAAGAAUCCUGUUUUAAUCAACCAGCACGUCAAAUGGGCGGAUGGAAAGAGGUUUGAAGAUAAAUUUGUGGAGACUCUUCUUAAGUAUGGUUAUAAAGGUUCCUACAAAUCAAAGGAGUGGCAAGAACAACCCGUGUUCAUACAGUCAUUUGCCCCGGCUUCCCUUAUUUAUAUUUCAAAUAUGACAGAUUCUCCCAAAAUAUUGUUGAUUGAUGAUGUCAACAUUCCAACUCAGGACACUAACCAGACAUAUGCACAGAUAACUUCAGAUAGUUACUUUGCCUAUAUAAAGGACUAUGUUGUUGGGAUCGGACCAUGGAAAGAUACCAUAGUUCCUCCAAAAGAUAAUCAUUUGUCUACUGCCACUGAUCUUGUUGCAAGAGCACAUGCUCAUAAUAUCCAGGUUCACCCAUACACGUUCAGGAAUGAGAACCAAUAUCUGCAUUUUAACUUCCAUCAGGACCCUUAUGAUGAAUAUGAUUAUUGGAUAAAUGUUAUCGGCGUGGACGGGUUGUUUACAGAUUUCACAGGGAGUCUUCAUCAUUAUCAGGAAUGGACAGCCAUUUCCAAGCCGAAGGAAACUGAAUCAGACAUAUUGAAGAGGGUUGCCUCUAUCAUCUCUUCCUAUAGACAUGAUUAAUUAUUCUAUCUAUGGCCUUUUUGCAAAGUUCAAAUGAAAGUACAUGCAUCAACAAACUGCAAUCAAAAUAUUUGUUCUUUUAAAUUCAUGUAAAAGAUCCCUAUGGGUAGCGUGUGAAGGAAUUGACAUGAAAUUUGAAUCAAUUUGUGAUUUGGUAAUGAAUAUAUAGUAAUUGAUUAAGUGUUUACAGCCUUGUCUUCA
Molecule: messenger RNA, 1466 nt
Organism: Dendrobium catenatum
Lineage: Eukaryota; Viridiplantae; Streptophyta; Magnoliopsida; Asparagales; Orchidaceae
Product: glycerophosphodiester phosphodiesterase GDPD6
Exons: 8
Coding region: 69-1265 (398 amino acids)
Biological process (GO): lipid metabolic process
Molecular function (GO): glycerophosphodiester phosphodiesterase activity
Source: RefSeq, a predicted model, not a curated record